This is a messenger RNA of Coffea arabica (coffee), 9616 nucleotides long. NCBI's taxonomy places the organism in Eukaryota, Viridiplantae, Streptophyta, Magnoliopsida, Gentianales, Rubiaceae. The record is from RefSeq and is a predicted model, not a curated record.
GCUUUGCUAGUCUGCUUCACUAUAUGCUCGAAACCCCGCGAAACGUCCCUUCCAUCUUUCAAGUUUCAUCCUCCUCUCCCUGUCUUCCUUACCAUCCUAAAUAACUCCAAUUAUCAAUUUCACCAAAAUUCCACUAUUGCUCAAGCUCUCGUCCAUUGAGGUAUUCUAACAAUGUCAUGAAACCAAAAGAAAUUCAGGAUAAUGGUUUUUAACGACUUCAUUCGACGGAGACUCGCUUCUCUACUGCAGCCGUGGUUGAGUGACGAACCGGACCUCGGCCUUAAGCUAGGGUUUCUCCGUUCCACCGGUACGGUGAAGAAUCUCAACUUUAACACUUCAGUUCUCAAUCAAUUACUCGACGAGUCCACUUGCUACCGUUUCAAGGAAGUUGCCGUCGAUGAAUUAAGCCUUGGAGUUUCCUACUGGUCUUUCCCUGCCUUCAUCCUCCGAGUCCGUGGCCUCCGCAUAACUCUAUCAGUAGGGGAAGAGGAGGAGGAAGGAGGAAAUGAGAGAAGGAAAAAGAAGCCGAGAGAUACAUCAGUGGAGGAUAAGAAGAAAGUUCUUGCUGAGAUUGAUCCCGUGGGCAGUGCUUUGCAUGAUGCCAUUGCACAGAUUUCACAGAUUACUGUCGGAAGUCGGAAAGAUAAUCUAUUGACUGCCUUCCUUAGACAUUGUCAGUUGCAGAUAAAUGAAAUUCAUCUUCUCCUGUUGCCUCCUAGUUGUUAUGAUCCAGUAUCAUGCUUGUUGAAGAUAAAGGAGGUUGGUGUACAGUCUAAAUGUAAUAGACAGAUAUGUUUUUUUGGAGGGCUCAUUAGUUCACUUUUUAUCCCUUCUAGAAAGUGUUCUUUUGGCCUUGACCUUAGAGAUGUUGAGCUUGGUCUACAGAGUGAAAGUAGCAUCAGCUGUGUUAUUUCUCCGACGGAUAUGUUUAUUUCUUUUAAGCUAAAAGAUCUUCAGAUCACAGAUUCUGCUCUCUGUCUUCCAGCGUUAAAAUUUUCCUUUUCUCCAGCAGAUAUAUAUGUUAUAUCAUUAUUCUCUUCAUUAUCAUGCAAAGAACCCCACUAUGUUAGAACUGGUAGGCAACUAUGGAGAAUAGCAGCGAGCAGAAUUAGCUCUCUGAUUCCUAUCCCUAAGCUUUCUUGGUAUAGAGUUGUUAUCUUUGUAAAACUCUGGUUGUACUAUUUACACAUUUAUGAGGAUAUGCUUUUACUGAUUGGAUAUCCCGUCGGUGAUAUAGUAAAAAAAUCGUCUACUAUGAUGUUGUCUGAUAAAACAUAUUCAAGAUCUGUUAAGAACCAUUGGGAUGUAAUUUCUGAAUGCGAGGAGAAGCUGCCUGCAGAGGUGAUUGCACAAGCACGACAUAUAAGCCGAUACAGAGCAUCAGAAAGUUCUCAAAUGGUGAAGCAAAAAUGUGAUAAGCCACAAGUCAAGAGACUUUUGUGGAAGAUUUAUCAACUUCUAGCCCUUAUUUGGGCUAUCACUUCCCAUGUCUUACACUCAGUUGGACGAUUGCUCCACAUACUGAGAGUUCUUAGCCAUUUGGCUAAUCAGCCAAAAUCUGAUCAACGUUCCAAGAGUGUUCCUGAUGAUUCUUUUCCAAAAACUUGCUUCAGUCUAAAUGUUGGGAAAUUCUCCAUUUCAGUCUCUCCUGAAAAGAAUGUUCUGUCUUCCGUCAGUGGGUUACCACUCUCAGCCCUUAGAUUCUCCUUUGAUGAUUUAAGUUCAUUUCUCAUUUCUUCUGAUGCUAUCAUCUUGACAUACCUUAAGAAUAUUUCUGACCAGCACUUGAUGUUUGCUUGUGGAUGUGUAAAGGUUGUUGCUGAAUCUCUUAAGGAAGAUCAGUCAGGUCUUAGUAGUACUAGGUUGACAGAACAUCAAAAUAACAAGAUUAUUGAGCCACAGGAACUUUUAUGGUGUGAACCUAUUGAGAUGAUUAAUAAUCAUGCUGAUGACACUGAAGGAGCUUCUAUCCCACUUCUAGAAUUUCUUGUGAGAAAAUUGUGGUUGAAUUGGAAAAUUGCUUGCUCUAGCUUUGAAGGUGAUGAGUGUAAAAUUCCAGAGGCUCCAUGCUUUCUUUUUGAGAAUAACUGUUCUUUGAUUGGUCAAAGUGCCAAGAAUCCUACGUAUGGGAGUUGUGAAGUGUUGAUGGUGGUUGGAAGAUCAAACUUUGUAUUGAAGACCUCAUCAUUUUUGUCAUCAGCUGUGAUCUAUCUACAGAUUCAGCAGGCUCUUAGGAGGAUGAGUUGCAGAAAUGGGACAGAUGGCGAUCUACAUCUUAAAGCAACCUGUGAGCAUUUACCUGUGGUUGAUUUAAGUCCUAGAUACAAGUCUGUUUUAUGCCAAAUUGAAACAGCAAUGGUUAAACUGGUUCCACAAAAAAAAUUUCAAGUUGGUAUGAUGAUUGCUGGGCCCAGAAUUAGGCUUUUGUUUGAUACACAGGGGUUUCUUGGUGAAAAUGCAGAUUUAUAUUCUAUAACCAAGAAAGAUGAAUUAACACUUGUAUUUGAUGUUGACGACAUUAAACUUGUGGUUUCACCAAAUCUUGCAUCUAAUUCUAAGGUAUCAACUGGGUUGACAGUCAUUUUUGAUGGGGCACCCAGUGGUCUUAAAUUAGAGGAGCCUCUAAACAUUGACAUUCCUAAUUCAACUAAUCAAAUUUAUUGCUGUCAAGAGGGUGUUUCACAUAGUGCUUAUUUGAAAGUCAAUGGAUUGAAAGCUUGCUUUGGUGAAUUAUGUAAUAAUCGACUCCAACAAAUUGUCACAUUGAGUUCAACAACUGUUCAGGCGUCCUCAUCAAGCAGGAAGGAAUCUUGUUCACUUGGUUCAACAAUUAUUGCUCUCUCUACGGCUUUGCAUUGGAUAGCUCCUGGGAUCACUGCUGUAGUGUUUCUGGAUGAGUUAUCUGUUUUGGUUAAGGUAGUUUGCAGUUUAUAUUAUGAUGUGUCACAUGCAUUAACCUUCUUUGGUUCAAGUCAUCACAGAAGUUGUCAAGAACUACUAAGGCCACAGGUUGCAUGUGCCUCUGAUGAAAAUGAGGAGACAUUAGUGAAUAGAAAAGAUCAGAUUCCUUCUGCUUGUAUGGAUGCCAUCUUUGGUUUUAGAAGCAUUUGUGAACUGGAGUUCAUGGAUGUAGUUGUAUAUAAUUCCAGGAAGAGCCAUAACACCGAGGACCACAUUAUAGAAUCUGAUGAAAUAACGAGAAGAAUGCUGACUAUGGCCUCCGCACUUGAUUGUGGUAUCCACAUAUCUAUUCAGCUGACAUGUGGAAAAUUUUCUUUUGAAGAUGGGAUUCCAGAACUUGUUAUUGACCUGUCUGGAUUUCAAUGUACUAUAGUCAGAUAUCCCACAGAGAUCGCAGAGUGCUCUGAUCUAUCUGAAGUCAGAAAUCUCCUGCUUUCUGUACAAUGCCUGUCUGAAGCAUCAUUGUCUCAUUGCAAAUUUGCUUUAUGUUUGAGAACUUCAGAGAAACCUUUAUCUGCAGCUCGUCAGAGAUAUGGACUUGAAGCUUCUACUUCAUGCGUGUUGGAGAAUCCCAUUAUGGAAAUGAAUACUAAAAGAUCCAGAGAUCAUUCGUAUCAUUGGUUAUCUGCAAAUGUUUCCCUUGGUGAAAUCAAUUUGGCUGAUUGUACAGUAAAGAAUAUGCUACUCAAAACACACAAAUCCGAUAAACUCAAUGCAUCUUUCUCUGUUGGGGAUCAAUUUCAGACAAUCUGGUGCCAGUCUAAGGGGGGAUCUACUUUCCUUCAAAUGGAAGCAGCAAUGAUGUUUGUUCAUUGCUUGACUCUAUAUUGUCAUCUAAUAGGAGAAAUUUGGCGUUAUGUGCCAUCUCCUGACAGAGUCAUUGCUGCUCAAUAUGGCGAGCCUAUGGUGGCCUCUAAUGAUAAGCCUGCACAAGAUUCUCAGCAACUUCAGAAAACCAAGUGGGACAAAUUGGAAGCAUUCAGCAUUAGUAUAUCAGAUUUUACUCUCGCACUUCUUGCUAGAGAUGAAUUUGGGAGAUUCCAGGAACUUCUAUUUGAAACUAAUGUCCAUUUGAGUGCUGAAGGGCCAAAAACACUAAAUAAAGUUUCUUUUGAGAUUUCCAAGUUUUCCAUCCUUUCUCAGUUCCUUCAUGAAGCUGCAGAACACCAAGCUACGGAAAUUCAAGUUCCUCAUUUUUCUGCUGUUGCAUGUGAUGAUAUUUCAUCAUCCAUUAUGCUUGGAGAUCCUUUAGUUAUCGAAGAGCAUGAGAAUACAGGACAAUCUGUCACUCAUGAUUCAAGUUUUAUGAGUACUUCUGCUUUUCAACAUGAACCUUUUGCUGAUAAUUUGCCAGAUUUAUGUGAUAAUACAGGAUCCAAAAAUUUGCAUUCAAGUCCUCAAAGCUACAUACUGAAAGAGUUAUGUGCAGUAAUUGCAGUUGAGUGGCCUGUCAAAAGAGAUGGGACUGGUCCGCUGUACAUAAAUCAGCUUUGGGUUGGCAAGGGUUCUAUUUCAGGUUUUGAUAUGGUCCUCUCUCUAAGUCAGUUACGGAUGAUACUCUCUGUUGUUGAAUCUUUGUCUGGAGUUUAUAGUGAAGAGAAAAGUAGUAAUUCGACACAAAGACGUUGGUCCCUGAAACAAGAAUCUGAAGGAAGCUUCCGAGAAAAAAUUCCUGAUGGAUCAAUAGUCGCAAUUGAGGAUGUCUAUCAACACACAUAUAUUGCGGUUGAGGAAGCAGAAAGUGGAUACAACUUAGUUGGAAAAAUUCAUUAUUCGCUUGUGGGAGAGAGGGCUCUUUUCAGGGUGAAGCAUCAGAAUCCUGGGAGAUGGAAGCCACGAGCUCAAUCAUUUUCCUUGAUCUCAUUGUAUGCUAAAAAUGCCUCUGGGGAGCCAUUGAGAUUGAACGGUCGGCCAAGAUCGGAUUUUGUUGAUGUUUCAGGCACUACUGAUAGUUCAUGGGCCCUUUGGUCUAUGCUUCCUUAUGGAUCUCAGUCUGAUGAUGGCAAUUUUGAGUGGGAACAUUAUAGCAUUCCUGCUAAAAACACAAUUUACCUUGUGAACAAUAAGAAUAAUCGAUCAGUAGCUUUCAUUGAUGGAGUUCUUGAAUUUGUCAGCAAGCCUGGGAAUCCCUUUAAGUGCAAAGUGUUUUCGGACUUGCUUCCAUUUGGUAAUAAUCUGUUCCAGGAAAGCUGUUCAGUGGGUGCGCCUGGUACUGUUCUUGAAUAUGGUUCAAAAAUAAAUGAUGACAGAGAGUUGAAGAGUGCUGGAAAGUUGCAGGAGAUUACAAUUGUAAUAGACAAGGCUACAUUGACAGUAGUUCAUGAACUCUCAGAUACUGUGGAAAAGUUUCCACUCCUCCAAGGAUCUUUAAGUCCCACUGAAAUCAUUGUGCAGAUGUCAAACACCAAAGUUAGGUUUAUGAGCAGCCUAGAGAUUAUGCUGCAUCACUUUGAUGCCCAGAGAAACAUAUGGAGAGAACUAGUGAAUCCACUUGAAAUUUGCCUCUUCUUCCGUUAUCGGUUUCUAAUUCAGGGUUCAGAAAAUGUUUUGUCUGGGGUGCCUGGUCAUUUGUAUAUCAGAAUUAAAGAAUUAAAUAUAUCAAUAAGUGAGCUAUCACUGGACGUCCUUCUGUUUGUCAUUGGAAAUCUAAAGCUGGCUGGUCCUUUUGCUGUAAGAAGUUCCAUGAUUUUAGCCAAUUGCUGCAAGGUUGAGAACAAGUCGGGCUUGACCCUUCUAUGUCAGUUCUUUGAUAACCAGAAUGUUUUAGUAGCUGGAAGACAAUCCAGCACCAUUUUUCUUAGGCACUUAGCUUUAGCAAAUCGACCUCCUGAGGCAUCUUUCUUCUCAAUCCAGCUUGCAGACAAAGGAACCUUUGCUACUUCUUUGAUGCAUCUUUCACUUUCAGAAGCUAGGGCUUUUGCUUGGAGAACACGCAUAGUGUCAUCUCAUGAAUCAAAGACUUCUCCAGGUCCAUUUAUCGUUGUUGAAGUUUCACAAACGACUGAGGAUGGUUUGUCAAUCAUCGUUUCUCCUUUAUUGAGGAUACACAAUGAAACUGAUUUCUCAAUGGAGCUCCGUUUUCGACGACCAAAAGAAGAGGAAAAUGAGUUUGCUUCUUUAAUUCUAGAUGCUGGGGAUUCUGUUGAUGAUUCUAUGGCUACUUUCAGUGGAGUUAGUUUGUCAGGUGGUCCGAAGAAGGCAUUGAUGUCCUUAACUGUUGGAAAUUUUUUAUUCUCUUUUAGACCUCAAGUAACAGAUGACUUGCUGAAUUUCAAGUUAUCUUCAGUGGAGUGGUCUAAUGAUCUUAGAGGUGGGAAGCCUGUGCCCUUGUCUGGGCUAUUUGAGAAAUUAAGUUACCAAGUCCGGACAGCAUUUGCUGUCGAAUCAGUGAAAAGUACUUUAGGAACCGCACGUUGUGCUUUUAGAUCAGAGGGUGGACAUGUUGCUAAUAUCUAUUUUUUGAUCCAAAGUGUUGCAAGAGAUGUACCCAUUAUCCAGCCUGACAAUUUAGGAUAUUCUCCAGGCAAUAGGAAUGUGCCUAUUGCUUUGCAAGAGCAGAAGGAAAUCUUUCUCCUUCCUACUGUUCAUGUCUCUAAUUUGUUAGAGACAGAGAUACACGUACAUCUGACUGAUGCAGACAUACGGGCGAAGGUCGAUUAUGACAACAUAUGCUCUCAGGCUACUAUACCAUGUGGAUCAGCUGUAAAUUUAUAUGCCAACCCUGCUAAUAUAUUCUUUACUGUUACUUUGACUUCAUUCGGUUCAAGCUGCAAACCAGUCAAUGGUAACAGGUGGGUUAAAAAGUUACGAAAGUCUAACACUAAUGCCCAUCAAUUGGACGUUGAGUUGGAUUUUGGUGGCGGAAAAUAUUUUGCAUUCUUAAGAUUGUCUCGGGGGCAAAGAGGCAUAUUGGAGGCUGCUGUCUACACUUCAUAUACAUUAGGAAAUGAUACCCAAUUUUCCCUGUAUUGCUUUGCAGGCAACCUUAAGCCUCUGUCUAGAGAUGAAGUUAAACAACUUGGCUCAGGAUUUCCUCCAGAGCUAGGAGCAUAUUUGCCCCCAAACUCGAGAAGAUCAUGGUUUAUGAAACACCACAAGCUGCGAAUUAAAUUGGACAACGAGCAAGCAUCAGAAGCACUUCUGAACUUGGAUGCUUUGUCAGGCCUUACAGAGAUAGACCUGGAAGUUGAAGAAAAUUCUGGAAUUAAAAAUGUUACAAGAUUGGGGAUCUCUUUAAACCCAUCUUUGAAUAAAAUAGUCCCGUCACAGUUGGUAUCUAUGAGUCCCCGACACAUUGUGUUGAACGAAUCACAAGAAUUCAUCCACGUUCGUCAAUGUUAUCUGGAGGAUGACAUGCAAGGGAUAAUUACGAUUAACAGUAAACACAGAGCAGCCUUAACAUUGCAGAAGAGACCAAGAAGAAAGGGUGAAACUACUAUAUUUGAGAAUCUUCUCAGAAAGCAUUCAAAAACUCUUGAUGAUUCACUCCUGUUUAUUCAGUUCCGGCCAAAUGAUGCCAGCUUUGGUUGGUCAGGACCAGUGUGUGUUGCUUCCCUUGGCCAAUUUUUUCUGAAAUUCAGGCGCUUCUCAGAAUAUCCUGCAAGGAAUUCAGAUUACAUGACAUCACACGAACCCAGCUCAUUUAAAUUCGCAGCUGUGCAUGUGGUAGAAGAAGAUUCCGCCCUUGUCUUGCACUUUCACAGCCCACCCAAUGCAGACCUUCCUUAUAGGAUUGAGAACUGCUUGCACGAUACUUCUAUAACAUACUAUCAAAAGGGUUCAUUGGAGCUUGAAACUUUAAGAUCUGGAUGCUGUGUAGACUAUGCCUGGGAUGAUCUAUCUCUUCCUCAUAAGCUGGUUGUCCAAAUAGACGAUGUGCAUCUAUUGAAGGAAAUCAGUAUGGAUAAAGUGCGUGCAUGGAAACCCUUUUACAGAGCGAAACAACAAAUGAGGAUGGGGAUUCAAUUUCUGCUGGAUAUGAAGCCUGGAGAGAAGAACAGGAACAAUGAUGGUCAAUUGAUCAACACAAGGACAGUGAAGUUGGGUUAUGAAGUAUAUGCAGAAGGCCUUACCCGAGUUCUGAGAAUAUGUGAAUUUUCUGAUGGGCAUAAGGGCAAUAAUAUGUUCUACUCCAGCUCAAAGAUGCGACUCAGAAUCUCUCAUUUUGCAUUUCAGUUGCUGGAGUAUACCGAUAAGAGUAUUAGUUUGGGAAACCAACUUUUUUCUUCUCACACCCCUCCCCACACCCUUCCCAUCCCCAACUGCAAGGCACAAGAUUCGAACCCUGAACUUAACAGCAGGGAAGGCUCUAAGAGCCCUCCCCUGGCCAUUGGGCCGAUCCUAGUAGUUUUUUUGGGAAACCAACUUGAUUGCUACCUAAUGAUAAUUUUCAUCCAAUUUGAAAUUGUUGAAAUAGGUACAUUCAAACUCAUCAGUAAGUGCAUUGAUAAAAAAGGGUUCUCUGGAACAAAGCGCUACUUUGGUGAUCUAGGGAAAACAUUAAAAGUAGCUGGAUCAAAUAUACUAUUCGCCGCCGUGACAGAAGUAUCAGACUCGGUUUUGAAGGGUGCUGAAACAAGUGGUUUCAAUGGAAUGAUGCGUGGGUUUCGCCAAGGAAUUUUAAAGUUGGCAAUGGAGCCAUCUCUGUUAGGGACUGCUUUUAUGGAAGGUGGGCCAGAUAGGAAAAUUAAGCUUGAUCGAGCUCCUGGGGUUGACGAGUUAUACAUUGAAGGCUACUUGCAAGCUCUGUUGGAUGCUUUAUAUAAUCAAGAAUACCUCAGAGUGAGAGUUACGGACAAUCAGGUCAUUCUGAAGAACCUGCCUCCUAAUAGUUCUCUUAUAAAUGAAAUUGUCGAACGUGUGAAAGGCUUUCUUGUGAGCAAAGGAUUGUUGAAGGGAGAUUCUUCAACAACUUCUCAUUCUUUGCGGCAUAUUCGAGGGGAGAGUGAAUGGAGAAUUGGACCAACUGUGCUCACUCUGUGUGAACACCUUUUUGUGAGCUUUGCAAUUCGUUUUCUGCGAAAGCAAGCUGGAAAAGUCAUUUCCAGGGUAAAUGUGAAAGAGAAGUUGGAAUCUGAUACUGAGAAAGCCAUUGUCCCUAUUUCGACUGUUGUGGAGCAGAAGGUGAAGCUUGUUUGGCAAUGGGGAAUCGGGAAGUUUGUACUGUCAGGUAUUGUGGCUUAUAUUGAUGGACGCCUAUGCCGUUCCAUUCCAAAUCCCAUCGCAAGAAGGGUGGUUAGUGGGUUUUUAUUGAGUUUUCUUGACAAAGAAGAAAAAGAAUAAAACGUGUCUUUUUAUUCUUCUAAGUUCUACUUAUUUCUUUCUGACUGUAAAUUGGUUGUUGAUAAAAAUCAUUCAGGGUUUUUCUGGCAUAACCCCCUUAGCUGUAGUUAUUACUGACACUAGGUUGCUUGGUAAAUCAUUUUGGCAGUGCUCAUUUUCCUUUAUUAAUAGGGAAAGGAAACUUGGUCAUCAUGGUUUGGCCAAGUUGGCCAUUAGCCUCUUGAAUGAGAUCAAUCAAGUGUAAGGACUGCUUUGUGUGGCUAAAUGAAGCUGCAUGCUAAAAUUAUCAACUGCCGCUCUUUUGUAAGGUGGCGUACGUCCUUGCAACUACUUUUGACCCUAUAUAUACAAAGGUGGCUAUUGACGAAAAAAA